Leptinotarsa decemlineata (Colorado potato beetle) is the source of this 241-nucleotide messenger RNA. RefSeq names its product nose resistant to fluoxetine protein 6-like. The record is from RefSeq and is a predicted model, not a curated record. NCBI's taxonomy places the organism in Eukaryota, Metazoa, Arthropoda, Insecta, Coleoptera, Chrysomelidae.
GGGAGAGAACCUGAAAGAAUCUGCAGUGUUCUUAUUUUCAUUCAUUCUUGUAGGAUUUUCCAACCAUUCGUCUGAAUUUUGUGAAAAAUGAUACAUUUGGCAUGUAUACUGGAUUUUGUUUAAGCAAUCACUGUACACUGAAGGAUUUCUCGAAGAUAUUUUAUAAACACCAUUUUUCCGAAGAGCAAUGCUAUUCCAAGAACACGGAGAAGAAAAUUUCUGUUGGAGGCUGGAUAACUAU